This is a messenger RNA of Rhododendron vialii, 1905 nucleotides long. RefSeq lists its product as uncharacterized. The record is from RefSeq and is a predicted model, not a curated record. The coding region runs from base 171 to 1430 and encodes 419 amino acids. The transcript is spliced from 7 exons. NCBI's taxonomy places the organism in Eukaryota, Viridiplantae, Streptophyta, Magnoliopsida, Ericales, Ericaceae.
GCAUUUCAAAAAACACCUCUCUCUCUCUCUCUCUCUCUCUCACUCUCCUGCUUCUACAAGUGCAAGCGAAAAGUUGCGUAAAACAGAAGCUCGGUAUCUCUGUCACUCAUUGCACUCGUUACCAAACACACGGUAGUAUUACUCUGUCGGAAUUCUCUUAUUAGAGAAAAAUGGGAAAGAACUCAGACCAGACCCAUCAGAAACACAGAGAGAGAGUUGAAUCAGUCCUUUCCCUCCUCCGUAAACAAUCUCCCCUCACCCUCAAACAGGAGAAGUUCUGCAACAACGCUUGUGUUGAAAGGUUUUUGAAAUCCAAAGGUGAUAAUGUUAAGAAAGCUUCGAAGCAACUGCGGGCUUGCCUCUCUUGGAGAGAAUCUAUCGGCACUGACCAUUUGAUAGCUGACGAGUUCUCGUCCGAGCUCGCCGAAGGCAUAGCUUACGUGUCCGGUCAUGACGACGAAUCCAGACCCGUUAUGAUUUUCCGGAUUAAACAAGACUACCAGAAGCUCCACUCGCAGAAAUUGUUUACUAGGUUGCUGGUGUUUACACUGGAGGUUGCUGUUCAAUCCAUGCCCAGAAAUGCUGAUCAAUUUGUACUACUCUUUGAUGCGAGCUUUUACAGAUCAGCAUCGGCGUUCAUGAACAUGCUAUUGGCAACGCUCAAGAUCGUAGCAGAUUAUUACCCUGGACGUCUAUACAAGUGUUUCGUGAUUGAUGCUCCCUCUCUGUUCUCUUAUCUCUGGAAGGGGGUCCGGCCCUUCGUUGAGCUAUCACCGUUAAUUAACGUCGUUUCCUCACUCGACUUCGAAGAGUCAAUGGAGUUCAACGACUUCUACUCCUGCCCGCGAUCCUCGUCCCUCCGAUUCGACCCCUCAUCGACGGCCAAGAUCGGCCCUUGCUCCUCCACUCGCUUCUCCUUUUCCGUCUCCCAUAGCCUCGACUCCCUCAAGCCCUGGCACCUCUCGCUGACCGACACGUCAUCGUUGAAGUCGGGCCCCACAACGAACCCCACCUCGGGUUCUAAUCCCCUGGGCCCGGCUCUGAUCUCCACCCUCAACGCCCGGUCCUUCUCCUUCGCAUCGCCCGUUGCCAGGACGCCACGUGGCGGGGGAUUCUACCCGCUGACACCGCUGCCACAGAAGACACAAAUGGCGGACGCCGCCGUAAGCGUCAAUCGUCCGAUGACUCCGAAGCCAUCGUCGUCGUCGUCGUUUCUCCAAUCGCCGGCAACGUUCUUCCGGAAGGAGUGCCACGUCGGCAAGUCGGAGAGAUCGCGGGAUUCGUUCCUGCCGUUUUUGAAGCUGUAUCGACGGCCCUACGAUGAGAUGACUUACAGGUCAAAGAUGAGGCCCCCGCUGGGCGGGCUGAUCUCCAUUGUUUCUCCGCAUCUGGUCAGGCGUCGCCACGUGUCGGUCUCGCAACGGUUCUGAUCGUGGCACUGAUGAAGAGUAGUACAUACAAACUGGGAGUGGGGGGCGGUUGUCGUUGGGACACAACCGGCCAUGUUUGUUGUUACGGGGAUGACCACAGCUCAAUAUUCACCGUUUUUUCUACUGCUUUCAAUUACCGUUCAAAAAUUUUUUGGACGGUUCAGAUUUUAAGAAAACCUCUUUCAGGGAAGAGUAACUCUUCUUUCCUGCAAGAGUUUUCUUAAAAUCCAAACCAUUAAUUGUCGAGACAGAUGAUGAGAUAUUGAGUGGUGGGGAUAGUCUUUCUAAUGUUGUAAAUCUGAGCUCAAUUUUGCCAAAAAAGUGAUUGGGGUUGAUUAUUUUAUUUGGCUCGUUAAGUCUGUCGUGUAUCUGAAAAUCACACUGAAAACACGUCCGUGGUGAUGUGAUUUGACGCGUUUGCCAUGAAGUUUUGGCUCAAAUUCAUACUCCUACUAGCUUAUGAUUUUUCCCAAAA